CCCUAGCUCGCUAGGGCAACUCCAUUCGGCCAUGAGCAGGCUUGUGGCAGCUGCCGCGCGGCGGGCCGCCCGCUGGAACUCCAGGUUUGCGUCCUCCUCCGCCGCCGCCGCCUCGCUCACCAUCCCCGAUGAGCGGUUCACUCGCUUCAACUCGCCCGUCCCUAGCACCGUGGAUCACAGCAGCAUCCUCGCCACGCCCCCGACGCGCAUCACCACGCUCUCCAAUGGCCUGCGCGUCGCCACCGAGUCGAAUAUGGCAGCUGAGACCGCCACGGUCGGGGUGUGGAUCGAUGCGGGCAGCCGAUUCGAGACGGAUGCUACCAAUGGCACCGCCCAUUUCUUGGAGCAUAUGAUCUUCAAGGGGACCAAGAAGAGGAGUAUGCAAAAGCUGGAGGAGGAGAUCGAGAAUAUGGGAGGCCAUCUCAAUGCCUACACCUCGCGCGAGCAGACCACGUACUACGCCAAGGUUCUCAAGAAGGAUGUGCCGGUCGCCGUGGAUAUCUUGGCCGACAUUCUCCAAAACUCCAACUUUGACGAGGACAGGAUCGCGCGAGAGAGGAAUGUGAUUCUCCGGGAGAUGAAAGAGGUCGAAGGGCAGAUGGAGGAAGUGGUGUUUGAUCACUUGCAUGCUACUGCCUUCCAGUACAGUCCUCUGGGCCGGACAAUCCUUGGACCCGAGGAGAACAUCCGCUCCAUCACGAAGGAAGAUCUGGAGAACUAUAUUUCGACGCAUUACACAGGGCCACGCAUGGUUGUCUCUGCUGCUGGCGCUGUGAAUCACGAUGCCCUCGUCCGGGAUGUUGAGAGGCUGUUUGGCUCGCUUCCAAGCGACGGCACCACAGCGGCCGAUCUCGUCGAGAAAGAACCAGCUUUCUUUACUGGGUCCGACGUGAGGUUUAGAGACGAUGAUAUUCCACUGGCGUAUGUUGCGAUUGCUGUCAAGGGAGCCUCAUGGACCGACCCGGAUUCCAUUCCCUUGAUGGUUAUGCAGACGAUGCUUGGCUCAUGGAAUAAGAAUUCCGGAGCUGGGAAGCAUAUGGGGUCAGAAAUGGCCCAAAAGGUGUCAGCGAACAAUAUCGCGGAGAGUAUCAUGGCAUUCAACACAAACUACAGUGACUCGGGAUUAUUUGGAGUCUACGCUGUUGCAAAGCCAGACGUUUUGGACGACCUUGCAUGGGUAAUCACGCGAGAGAUGACCCAUAUGGUCUACCAUGUUCGCGAGGAUGACGUGAUUCGUGCUAGAAACCAGCUCAAGGCCUGCCUGUUACUUCACCUCGAUGGUACCAGUCCCAUCGCCGAGGACAUUGGACGCCAGAUACUCACGUAUGGUCGUAGAAUUCCCCUGGCGGAAUUAUUCGCCAGGAUCGAUGCUGUGGAUGCGGCGACGGUGAGGAGAGUUGCGGAGCGUUUCAUCUACGAUCAGGACUUGGCUGUUGCUGCCGUGGGAUCGCUGCAAAUUCUUCCGGAUUACCACUGGCUGCGCCGCCGGACAUACUGGCUGCGAUACUGAGAUCAUGACGAGAGAGGCCACCACAUUGUAUGGAUGUAUCGUGGGAAUAACGACGACGAACUGAGAGAAAAAUUUAAGAUGGAGAGAGAGCUAAGCUAAUUGUAUGUGUUCCUGGAAUUUUGGACAAUGGGAGAACUUAAAUAAGCGGAUCUUUCACUA
This is a messenger RNA of Selaginella moellendorffii, 1669 nucleotides long. RefSeq names its product probable mitochondrial-processing peptidase subunit beta, mitochondrial. Bases 32 to 1510 code for a protein of 492 amino acids. Gene Ontology annotation, biological process: proteolysis. The record is from RefSeq and is a predicted model, not a curated record. The transcript has 9 exons. Gene Ontology annotation, molecular function: metalloendopeptidase activity; metal ion binding. Gene Ontology annotation, cellular component: mitochondrion. Lineage: Eukaryota; Viridiplantae; Streptophyta; Lycopodiopsida; Selaginellales; Selaginellaceae.